Molecule: messenger RNA, 516 nt
Organism: Botrytis sinoallii
Lineage: Eukaryota; Fungi; Ascomycota; Leotiomycetes; Helotiales; Sclerotiniaceae
Exons: 3
Coding region: 1-516 (171 amino acids)
Source: RefSeq, a predicted model, not a curated record
AUGAAUAGUACCCCAAAUUCCAUCUUCUCAGGACGCUGCCAAAUAAGCAUCUUUCAAUACAGAUGUCUCCACAACGGGCAGGAGAACAGCGCAAGAUGCAGGAGUCAUCUCGAUAACAAGCCUUGUAUCCCUGAUGUGGUUUACUCGGAGGAAGUCAAGGAUAGAGAUUGCGCAGAAUGUGUCAUGAGUAGAGAUUCCGGUUAUACUUCCGACGAAAUUUACAUGAAUACUCCCCCGAACACUGCCACCAAACUAUCAGAACUCGAUGACAAGAGACGAAGUGGUAUUAAACGCAAAUCCACACCAAGCGGAACCGGAGGAGAUAAGCUUGCAAGAAGUAAGGACAUCAAAUUCCAACAAGCUAGAAAUGAUGAACUGAGAUAUAGAAGAGCUAUUGUCAAGUCUCGCAGUGGAGGUGGAUAUAGCACACCUACGAAGACUUCCAGAAAGAUACCUAAGAGAACGAGAAUGAGUGCAAAGGCACAAUUGAAGUCGAAGGCGGAGGCGAUGAAAUGA